GGCGAGUCCCAGGCUCCACCGGCUCUGAGGAGCUGAGCCAGUGAGUUUCUGAGACGCCCGGGACCGCAGGCUGCUGAGGACCUGUCCCUCUAGACAUGGCCCCAGGUUCCCUGGGUCGUCAGUCCUGUGGCCCCAAGGGGGCGCAGACAGCCUAGACGCCAGCACCCCAGGGCCCGUGCCGUGCCCUUGACCUGGGCUCGGCCGGCCCCUGGCGCCGAGUCCAUGGAGACAGUGCCCCCAGCUGUGGACCUGGUGCUGGGUGCCUCGGCCUGCUGCCUGGCUUGUGUCUUCACCAACCCCCUGGAGGUGGUAAAGACGCGGCUGCAGCUGCAGGGGGAGCUGCAGGCCCGGGGCACCUACCAGAGGCCCUACCGGGGCUUGGUGGCCUCGGUGGUUGCAGUGGCCCGUGCAGAUGGGCUGUGGGGCCUGCAGAAGGGGCUGGCCGCCGGCCUCCUCUACCAGGGCCUCAUGAACGGAGUCCGCUUCUACUGCUACAGCCUGGCGUGCCAGGUGGGCCUCACCCAGCAGCCGGGCGGCACCGUGGUGGCUGGGGCCGUGGCUGGGGCGUUAGGAGCCUUUGUGGGGAGCCCUGCUUACCUGGUCAAAACGCAGCUGCAGGCCCAGACGGUGGCCGCCAUGGCCGUGGGGCACCAGCACCAGCACGAGAGCGUCCUGGGCGCCCUGGAGACCAUCUGGCGGCAGCAAGGCCUGCUGGGGCUGUGGCGGGGCGUGGGCGGGGCCGUGCCCCGCGUCAUGGUGGGCUCGGCCGCCCAGCUGGCUACCUUCGCCUCUGCCAAGGCCUGGGUGCAGGAGCGACAGUGGCUCCCUGAGGACAGCUGGCUGGUGGCCCUGGCCGGGGGCAUGGUCAGCAGCAUAGCCGUGGUGGCCGUCAUGACCCCCUUCGACGUGGUCAGCACGCGGCUGUACAAUCAGCCGGUGGAUGGGGCUGGCAAGGGCCAGCUGUACGGGGGCCUCGCCGACUGCCUGCUGAAGAUCUGGCGGCAGGAGGGGCCCCUGGCGCUCUACAAGGGGCUGGGCCCCGCCUACCUGCGCCUGGGCCCCCACACCAUCCUCAGCAUGUUCCUCUGGGACGAGCUCCGCAAGGCGGCCCUGCAGGUCCAGCACCAGCGCGCCUAGGGGCCCGGAAGGACCGCCCACGCCAGCAGGACUGGCUGUCCCCCGCCGGCCACAGCCCCUCAGGCCCACCGACUCUGGGCGCUGCCUUGAGUGUGCUGGGUCUCCACUCCCCAGAGCCUGGCCAGUGUUAGAAUCACUGUGGCAGGUGUGAGAGUCUCCCCGGCUGGGCGACACAGGGACAUCCGCGGGUCUGGCCCCGAAACGCGAUGAAACGCCUAAGAUCCUUUGCCCCAAGCCAGCUGAGGCCCGGGCUGGGGGUGGGGGAGGGUGACGCUGCUCUGACCGAAGCCACAUGGCUCUGAGCGACAGAGCCCGGGCUGGGGUUCAGCUCUCGCCACCCUUGGCAAUGACUCUGGGGGCCAGGAUGACGGCGGCUGCAGCACGGGGCCGGGCCUCGCCACCCGUCUGGUUGGUGUGGACACCACCCGUCUGGUUGGUGUGGACAGUGGACAGUUCUCACUCUCUGGAGGCGGGAAGUCCAAGUGCGGGGCUUCAGCAGGGUUGGCGUCCCUGGGCGUGGAGAUGCCGCCUCCUCCCGGAAGCACCUGUCCCCAGCCCUUCUUACAAGGACACCAGUCCCGUGGGAUGGACGAGGGUCCUCCUGCUGACCCUGCGUGCCCUCUGCGCUCCUGUCUCUGCAGUCCCAGCCGGGGAGGAGCUGGGGCUGGGCCUCUCACACAGGACCGCACAGGCGGGCCCAUACGCGGGCAGCCAGGGCUCUGAUUGAGGUGCCCAGCACUGUGGGCCUUUGCACAGGCCAGAAGGUGGGCCCAGCGAAGCAGGUGGCGUGCCCGGGCGGGCUGCAAGGCAGGGCUGGCACUCGGGCCAUAGAGGCCCUAGGCUCUUCUCGGGAUGGCCACGUUCCUGCCACGGGUGUGCUCGGGAGGCCCGCCCUGACCUUUGGACUGCAGAGUGCACCACAGCUCCCUGGAAGGAACCCGCAGCCCCGGCGCCUUCCCUGCCGUGCCCCGUGGCCGGGCGGAGCUGCUCCCACGCCCACGGACUACUGCACACUCCAAUAAAGUUUUCUAUUUUGUUUACGUUCA
This is a messenger RNA of Oryctolagus cuniculus (rabbit), 2183 nucleotides long. RefSeq names its product solute carrier family 25 member 34 (gene SLC25A34). The record is from RefSeq and is a predicted model, not a curated record. NCBI's taxonomy places the organism in Eukaryota, Metazoa, Chordata, Mammalia, Lagomorpha, Leporidae.